AUGAAGUCCAUCCCCCAAAUUCACGCUGCACCCGCCCAAUUCCCAGCUAACCCCGCCGUUGGCCCCUCCAUUCAUCUCCUAGCCGUGCAACUUACGUCGUGCAAUUUUCAUCCUCUUGCCGUGAAAUUUCAAAUUGCCGGAAUUCGAAAUUUGGAUGAAGAAUAUUGGGGUGGCGGGAGGAGUGGCGACGGAUGCGGUGGUGGAGGCGCUGGAGCUGGGCGAAGGCGGCGGAAGGAGGGGCACAUGGAGCUUGGUGGCGGCAGUUAUGGAGGAACCCAAAAGGAAUAUGCGUUUGAUAUUCCUUGGAAACUGAAAGCAGUUGUGACGAAUCGGUGCAACAUGAAAGUUGUCGGUGACGUAUUUCACAAACUAGACGAUAAACAUAAAGAUCUAUUUGUAGAUUCUUGCUUCCGAUCACUUGUAAAUAUUCCCCAGCUCAAAUUGUCGUCGCAAAUAGUCCAUCAGGUAGUUCUUAGGACAUUGAAAGCGUCCGAAGAUGAGAAAGAUGCAGUGUGGUUUAGAUUUGGAGAGAAGGAGUGUAGAUUCGGGUUACAAGAGUUUUCUCUUGUAACCGGGUUGAAGAUUGUUGCUUUGGAUGAGAAUUCCUACGACGUCCCCAAAACGAAUAGUUCGCUUUUGCAGCUUUUCAAGGAUAAGCGGGGGGCUAUAAAACGCAAUGACUUGCUCGUUGAAUUUCAUAAGCUUAUAAAGGAUGAAGAGCAGGAGUUGAAGUUCAAAUUAGGGCUUGUGAUUGUCUUGGAGCAUGUUCUUUUGUCUGCAGAGGUCGAGACUCUUGUAGACGAAAGAUGGUUUCAUUUGGUGGAAGAUUUAGAAAAAUUCAAUAAUUUUCCUUGGGGCAACUUGUCGUACGAGCAGACCGUAAAAGUGUUCAAGCGGACCUCUUUGGGGAACGGACCAAAAUCAAAGUCCGUAGCGUAUUCUUUGCAUGGAUUUCCCAUAGCAAUCAUGAUUUGGGAAUUUGAGGCGCUACCUAAUUUCGGAAGAGAAUUUGCUGAAAAAAUUGUUGAUAAUGUAUAUCCAAAAAUGUAUUGCUGGAAAAUGGAUAAACAGUUGCGAGCCGAGACGCUUCAGUCUUUUUUUGAGAGGGUGGAAGUUGAAGUUCGACGAACGUUGGAACCCUCUUCCUCUGAAGUGGACACAUCAUUUUUUAAUGAAAUGGGUAUAACUUCCUGGACAGAAGUUAGUGUCUGUCAACUUGAGGAGGAAGAAGGCAGUGCAUCCAAAGCUGAGGAUGAAGAAGCUGAUGAAUCUUCUAAACCCGAUGAUGAUGAAGAAGAAGAAGAAGAAGAAGAAGAAGAAGAAGAAGAAGAAGAAGAAGAAGAAGAAGAAGAAGAAGAAGAAGAAGAAGAAGAACAAAAUGCGUCUCAACCUCCACCACAAUCUCAUGUUAUUGAUGAAGAAAAGAUCGCAAGUAUACUGAGGAAAGUGGUGAAGGACGAGGUGAGGACAAUAGUGCAGGAAGAGGUGAGGAAAGUGUUGAAGGACGAGAUGAAAAUGAUUUCGGAGCAAAUGGAGACGAAGAUGGAGAUGAAGAUGGACAAUUUGUUCGAGAGAAUGAAGAACGUGUUUUUUGAAGCAAAAGAUAAACCAUCUACCCGAGGUACUUAUGAUGGGACAUAUGAUGACCCGGAUGAUGAGGUGGAGCAAAAUGUGCGGGAUACGGAGACCGUUUACCCAGACACGAUGAAAUCACCAUCUCCGAUGCCCGAACAAGAAAUGGCUGGACUUCAUGAUGAUGCGGGUUUUGUGAGCCACCCGUCAUCAUCCAUUGUUGUGUACGAUCAGAGACAACUGCCGCCGACAACAAUUGAGAUGGAGAACACUGUUGAAGACGAGACGGCAGCAGCAAUUGAGUUGGAGAAUACCGAUGAAGAUGAUCCACCUGAGUCUCCUAAGGGGAGAGGGCACCGGAAGAAAAGAAAGGCCGCCGUUCUACUGCUGAAGUUGAGUUGUCCUGUGGUGGUGUAG
Striga hermonthica is the source of this 1989-nucleotide messenger RNA. The record is from the annotation of a GenBank genome assembly. Lineage: Eukaryota; Viridiplantae; Streptophyta; Magnoliopsida; Lamiales; Orobanchaceae.